AUGCCCAGGAAGAAGCGCGUCUGGUUCUCCGAUGCACCGGGCCUCGACCGACAGAGGAAGCUCCACACCUUCUACUUAACUGAUCUCGAGACUGCUCAAAACAACAAGAAAAACGGGCGUGUGGUGGGAGAGAUUGCCUUCCAGUUGGAUAGGCGCAUACUGGCUCACGUGUUUCCUGGCAUCACACGCCUCUACGGAUUUACAGUGUCCAACAUUCCUGAGAAGAUCAAGCAGGUCUCUAUGAAGUCCCUAGAUGGUUCUGUGGAUGAGAAAAAGUACCAAGCCAUGACCCAGCGCUAUUCAGACCUGAUCGCUCACAUGGAAAAGAUGGGCUACCACAUUGAUAUCCACCCAGUCUUUAGUGAGUUUCUCAUCAACACCUACGGCAUCCUGAAGCAAAGGCCAGAUUUGAAUUCUGACCCUGUACACAACAGCCCUGUCGAACUCCGGAAGAUGGUGAUUGACACUGUGCCGCCCAGGUUCCUUGGCGAUACCUUGCUGCUUUUGAGCUGUCUGUGCGAACUUUCCAAAGAAGACAACAAGAACCUCUUCGCCUGGUAA
Messenger RNA from Gekko japonicus, 561 nucleotides. It is a transcript of the gene SPATC1L, whose product is annotated as spermatogenesis and centriole associated 1-like. The transcript has 3 exons. Bases 1 to 561 code for a protein of 186 amino acids. The record is from RefSeq and is a predicted model, not a curated record. Lineage: Eukaryota; Metazoa; Chordata; Lepidosauria; Squamata; Gekkonidae.